AUACAGUACUAGCAAAAGCACCUGAGCCUUCAAAAACUGAAAAAUCAGCUGAACCAGCUAAGACAAUUCAACAGGAACAGCACCAGCUCAAUGAUGGGAAAGAAGAUGCUAACACACAGAAGCCAACACCUUCAGGUUUCCAAACAAAUGAGUAUGCUGAUGCCCAACUUCAAGAGAUUGUCAGAAAAAUGCGGGAAAGGGCAACAGUCUAUAAGGAAAAGCUGCAAGACCCAGUGCUGUCCUCCCCUGAAGGCACACCAUCAAAGAAAAAGCCUCCACCCCCACCAAAAGAAGAAAAAAAAGAAGAAAAGGAUGCAGAAGCAAAGCCAGAGGAGUAUCAUUACUGCAAUAUGCUGUGCUGUAAAUUCAAAAAAACUCCGCUGAAAAAAUACAUGGAGUAUUUGCAGCUACCAGACAGCAUAGACUCAUACACAGAUCGCCGUUAUGUAGCAUGGCUCAUGCUUGUGACAGUUGCCUAUAAUUGGAAUUGCUGGUUUAUCCCCCUUCGCUUUGUGUUUCCAUAUCAAACCCCAAGUAAUACAGUAUAUUGGUUUACCAUAGACAUCAUUUGUGAUAUCUGCUACUUGUGUGACUUACUGAUUUUCCAGCCCCGAGUGCAAUUUUUAAAAGGUGGAGAUAUAAUAACAGACAGAGUGGAAAUGAAGAAAUUCUACCACAGCACUAUGAAGUUUCGGCUCGAUGUGAUAUCAAUAUUGCCAUUUGAAGUUUUAUACUUCUUCUUUGGAUUUAACCCAGCAUUUAGAGCAAAUAGGCUGCUAAAGCAUAACACAUUCUUUGAGUUUAAUGACCGCUUGGAAGCUAUCCUGGACAAAGCAUACAUCUACAGGGUCAUUCGAACAACUGGAUACUUGCUGUUUAUCUUGCACAUUAAUGCAUGCCUGUAUUAUUGGGCUUCAGACUAUGAAGGACUUGGCAGCACUAGAUGGGUGUACGAUGGCAAAGGAAACAUGUAUCUGAGGUGUUACUACUGGGCAGUUCGUACUUUAAUCACCAUCGGUGGCCUUCCAGAACCACAAACUCUGUUUGAGAUAGUUUUUCAACUGUUGAAUUUUUUCUUGGGUGUCUUUGUCUUCUCCAGCUUAAUUGGUCAGAUGAGAGAUGUAAUUGGAGCAGCUACAGCAGGACAGAACUACUACCGUUCCAGUAUGGACAACACUGUCUCCUAUAUGAACACUUAUUCUAUUCCAAAAGUAGUCCAAAAUCGUGUUCGAACCUGGUAUGAAUACACAUGGGACUCUCAGGGAAUGCUGGAUGAAUCAGAAUUACUGGAGCAGAUGCCAACCAAAAUGCAAUUAGCCAUUGCAAUUGAUGUGAACUUUGCCAUUGUCAAUAAAGUUGACUUAUUCAAAGGGUGUGAUACCCAGAUGAUAUAUGACAUGUUGCUAAGGUUGAAAUCCAUUGUGUAUUUACCUGGUGACUUUGUUUGCAAAAAGGGAGAGAUUGGCAGAGAGAUGUACAUCAUUAAACAGGGCGAAGUUCAAGUCCUUGGAGGCCCUGAUGGUACAAAGGUCCUGGUUACGCUAAGAGCAGGAUCUGUAUUUGGGGAGAUCAGCCUAUUAGCUGCAGGUGGAGGAAAUCGAAGGACUGCCAACGUGGUGGCUCAUGGUUUUGCCAACCUUUUCAUUCUGGACAAGAAAACACUCAAUGAAAUCUUGGUGCACUAUCCUGACUCAGAAAAACUUCUCAUGAAGAAAGCAAGGGUGCUGCUGAAGGAGAAGGGGAAACCUGCUCCAGGACCACCAGCGCAAAAACCACAGGGCUUGGCCAGUCUGUUUGGGCAAAAACAGGAAACUCCAAAAUUGUUUAAAGCGAUCCUUGGAGGUAAAGGAAAACAAGGCCUUGCUAGGCUGCUGCAGCUGAAGAGAGAACAAAGCAUUCAGGAAACUCAAGCUGAAGCAGAGAGUAAGCCUGAACAAGAGGAGAAGAAACCCGCGGAGCCCACGGCCUCAUCUGCACCCCUUGCACAAAAGGAAGAGCCGAAUGCAGAUGCUAAGCCUAAACCACCUGCAGUUAUGCACAGAGGAACCACUAAUGAGUCUCUGAUCAUUACUAUGACUCCAUCCCCCAGAGCAGGAGAAGGAGAGAUCCUUAAAGUUGAAGUUAAAGAGAAAUAA
This is a messenger RNA of Fulmarus glacialis (Northern fulmar), 2135 nucleotides long. It is a transcript of the gene CNGB3, whose product is annotated as cyclic nucleotide gated channel beta 3. Gene Ontology annotation, biological process: monoatomic cation transmembrane transport. Gene Ontology annotation, cellular component: intracellular cyclic nucleotide activated cation channel complex; photoreceptor outer segment; plasma membrane. Lineage: Eukaryota; Metazoa; Chordata; Aves; Procellariiformes; Procellariidae. Gene Ontology annotation, molecular function: intracellularly cGMP-activated cation channel activity; protein-containing complex binding; cGMP binding. The annotation marks the transcript as partial. The transcript has 16 exons. The record is from RefSeq and is a predicted model, not a curated record.